AUGGCAUUUCAUGGUGACGUGGCCGAGGGAGGUGGAGCCAAUGAAGAAUUCAAUGAAAUCAUCAAAUGGAGAUCUGAGGUUAGGCAGAACAGACGGAGGCAGAGCACGCGUCAAAAGCAACUGGAGAUGGUUCACAGGACCACGUUUGCUGAGAGCAACAGAGAGACAGAGAGAGAGAAAGUAACUCUGGAGGUGACCAAUGACAGCAGAGAAAAGGGACGACAAGAAUGCAGGGAUGGUGAUGCGGAUGGAGCUCAGAGUAAAACACCCCUCUACAGUACAUUGAGACAUUCCUGUGCUCUGCAGAGCAGCAGCGGCAGCCGAGAUGAACAUGAUGCAGUACAGAAGAAAACGUUCACCAAAUGGAUAAAUGCACAACUCUCCAAGACAGGCAAGGUGCCCAUCAAAGAUAUGUUCUCUGACCUCAGGGAUGGCAGGAAGCUGCUUGACCUGCUGGAGGGUCUUACUGACACUGCCCUGACCAAAGAGCGUGGCUCCACCAGAGUGCACUCCCUCAACAAUGUCAACAAAGUGCUUCAAGUCUUGCAUCAAAAUAAUGUGGAUUUGGUAAACAUAGGCGGAACAGAUAUCGUGGAUGGAAACCACAAGUUGACAUUGGGCCUCAUCUGGAGUAUCAUCCUUCACUGGCAGGUGAAAGACAUCAUGAAGGACAUCAUGUCCAAUCUGCAGCAGACCAACAGUGAAAAGAUCUUGCUGAGUUGGGUUCGGCAGUGCACAAGCUCGUACCCAGAAGUCAACGUGCUUAAUUUCACAACGAGCUGGGCUGACGGCCUGGCGCUCAACGGCAUCCUUCACCACUUCAGGCCAGAUGCAUUCAGCUGGGAUAAGGUGGUCACACUGAGCCCCGUAGAGAGACUCGACCAUGCAUUCUCUAUAGCCAAAGACCAGCUUGCAAUUGAAAGGCUCCUGGACCCUGAAGAUGUGGCGGUGCAGUUACCAGAUAAAAAGUCCAUCAUCAUGUACGUAACCUCGCUUUUCGCCGUGCUGCCCAAAGACGUGAGCAUGGAGGCCAUCAGGGAAGUGGAGACCCUGCCUCGUAAAUACAAAGUGGACGCUGAGGGCUCGGGUCCGGGGCUCAGCAUGCAGAAUGUGCAGAUGGAGAAGGCAGGUAGCAGCCCACGGCCUGAGAGCCCCAGUGCUCUGACCGAGGGAGACAUGGAGGGCAGCCUGCUGGAGGUGGACCUUGACAGCUACCAGACUACAUUGGAGGAAGUUUUGACUUGGCUUCUGUCAGCUGAGGACGCACUACAGGUUCAGGAGGAGGUGUCGGACGAUGUGGAGGAAGUCAAAGAACAGUUUCACACCCAUGAGGCCUUUAUGAUGGAGCUGACGGCACAUCAGAGCAGUGUGGGUAAUGUGCUGCAAGCAGGUAACCAACUUAUUGCCCAGGGCAACCUCACUGAAGAAGAGGAAGAGGAAAUCCGGGAGCAGAUGAGCCUCCUCAACUCUCGCUGGGAGAGCCUGCGAGUGGCCAGCAUGGACCGGCAGGCCAGGCUCCAUGAAGUGCUGAUGGAUCUUCAGCAGAAACAGUUACAACAGCUUUCUGAUUGGCUGACGCUGACAGAGGAGAGAAUCAAAAGGAUAGAAACAGCACCAGCAGCUAAGGACUUGGACAUCUACAAAGAACAGAUAGAGCAACACAAAGAACUUCAGAAUGACUUGGAGGCGGAGCAGGUGAAGGUCAACUCUCUGACCCACAUGGUGGUCGUCGUUGAUGAGAACAGUGGUGAGAGUGCCACAGCUGCCUUGGAAGAGCAACUGCAAUCUUUGGGUGAGCGCUGGGCUGCCGUGUGCCGCUGGACAGAAGAAAGGUGGAACAAGCUGCAGGAAAUCUUUAUGGUUUGGCAGCAGCUGCUGUCAGAUCAGAGUUUGUUUCGAGUGUGGUUGGCUGAAAAAGAAGAGGCCUUAAAUGCAGUACAGACCAGCAACUUUAAAGACCCCACUGAAAUAAACACAAAUGUCCGCCUACUGGCAAUUUUAAAGGAGGACAUGGAGAAGAAACGGAGGACUCUGGACAAGCUGUCCGACGCAGGGAAUGAUGUGAUACAGCUGCUUCACAGUGCUGAGGCCGGAGCCGAAAUCGAAGCAGACACAGAGGAGCUGGCCCAUCGAUGGGACUGCCUGGUGCAGAAGCUGGAGGAUUGCUCAUUUCAGGUAAUGGAAGCUGUGACAGACGCCGGGAUGACUCAGGAAGUGGAAGAGCAGGUCGCUGUGGAGACCUUUGCCGUGACUGACCAGGAGCUUGCCCCACCUGCUCCCCCGAAGAAACGACUGGUGGAGACGGACGCAGAAGUCAGAAGAAUGUUUGACAAUAAGAUUACUGAUUUACUGAGCUGGAUUAACGCAUGGAAGGCGUCUGCUCAGGCUUUGGCCUCCGCACAUCCUGAAAUUGCACCCGAUAGCCCAGAUCUGACAGAGAAGCUAAAGGAUCUGGAGUUGCAGCUUGCAGCCAAAGAAGCCACAGUUCGUGAAGUCAUCCUGGAGGGACGAGGCCUGAUGGAGCAGCUAGAGAGAGAGGCCGCAAAUGUAGACUCGGUCAGGACGAAUAUAGACCUGAUCCAGACUGAGUGGGAAGUCUGUGCCAGGGAGCUCCAGGCUGCCCGUGACAGGGUUGGCACUCUGAACCGACUUAGAGGGGUUUCUGCAGAACUCGCAGACUUGGACCGGGUCUUAGGGGAACAGGACCGGUGGCUGGAGUCAACCUCAGUUGGGGGAAAGUGUAACGAGGUCGAGCUUAGAAACCUGACUGAAGAAUGUCGGUCCCGCCUGCUUCAGGUCACUGCUUUCAGUCCACGACUGGAGCAGCUGUCCACAGAGACGGGAUCUCUGGGAGUGGUGCCCUCUCUAAAGGACAACAUGGUCGUGGUGUCUGCACAUCAUGCAUCCACACUGCAGCAGCUGCAGAGGAGAGAGCAGGAAGUCGAUGAAGUCUUGACCAGUCUCAAAACCACCCAGGUGGUUCAAAGUUCGGUCAACGAUCUGGAGGCCCGGGUGGCUACUUUGAGAGAAGGGAUAGUAGACAUACCAACGGCGGAGGGGGCAGUGGAGCGGGCCCAGGGCCUGUGUCUCAAGAUUGAGCAAACACAACAAGCUUCCGAUCCUGCGGAACUACAAAAAUGGAGUCAGCUGUCCUCCAGGGCCCGCGAGGAGCACGGCACAUUGCAGUGCAUUCUGGGUAGCAUGAAGGACAAUCAGGUGCGUUUGCAACAAGUGGAGUGUUGGCUGAAUGCAGUUCAGGAGCUGUUGUCUCGUGACACCACAGGGUUGGGUGACGGAGAGAACCUGCAGGAAGAGCUUCAUCAGUGUAAGGAGUAUGUUCAUGAGAUGGAGUCAGUGGAACGUUCGCUGAAGCAGAUGGAAGAGAAUGUGAGAGCUGUGCAGGCGACUGCAGUCCCAGGACUGGCCAGGUGGGGCCAAGAAAAGAUGGAAGAGUGCGAGGGGAGAUGGGCCACACUGAGCAAACAGCUCCUGAGCCAUCAGGAGCAUGUGGCCGAGAGUCAGGAGAAGCAAGUGAAUUUGAAGAAAGACCUGGCGGAGAUGCAGGAAUGGAUGACCCAAGUUGACGAAGAGUUUCUAAUGAGAGACUUUGAGUACAAGAGUCCUGAGGAGUUGGAGGCUUCGCUGGAGGAGAUGAAGCGAGCGAAAGAGGAUGUGCUGCAGAAAGAAGUGAAGGUGAAGAUCCUGAAAGACAGCAUCAACCUGCUGGUGUCUCGAAUGUCACACCCUGGUGGUGGCUUUGGACAGGAGCUGACCCCUGAGCUAGAUGGGGUACUUGGCAACUACAACAAGCUCUGCGACCGCUUAAAGAGCAAAUGUCACACCCUGGAGGAGGUUUGGUCCUGUUGGAUGGAGCUGCUUCAGUACUUGGACAUGGAGCAGAGCUGGCUCAACUCUCUGGAGGAGAAACUGCAAGCUACUGACAACCUACCAGAGAGCACAGAGGCUGUUAAUGAAGCUCUGGAGUCUCUGGAGUGUGUGCUUCGCCACCCUGGGGACAACCGGACACAAAUCAGAGAGCUGGGUCAGACGCUUAUUGACGGGGGCAUACUUGAUGAGCUCAUCAGUGAAAAACUCGAGGCCUUCAAUUCGCGCUACGAUCAACUCAACCAUCAGGCGGUGAACCGGCAGAUCAGUCUUGAGCAGCAGCUGCAGACUCUGAAGGAGAACGAGCAGGCACUCCAAACCCUGCAGGAAUCCCUAAGCCAGCUGGACCAUACGCUCACUUCCUACCUCACUGAUCGCAUCGACGCUUUCCAGCUCCCCCUGGAGUCUCAGACUAUUGGUGCAGAGAUUGCAGCCCACGAGGUGACAGUGGAGGAGAUGAGGAGAAGGAAUGUGGUGAACUUACCUCCUCCCACCACUGAUGGAAAAGCUGCCCGUGGUGGGACCAUGCUGGACCAACUACAGAGGAAACUGAGGGAGAUCUCCACAAAGUACCAGCUAUUCCAGAAGCCUGCUAAUUUUGAGCAGCGCAUGUUGGACUGUAGGAGAGUCCUGGAAGGUGCUAAAGCUGAGUUGCAUGUCCUGGACGUUAAAGACGUGGAGCCAGAGAAGAUCCAGUCCCACCUUAGUGGUUGUAUGAAAUUGUAUAAGUUGCUGAGUGAGGUGAAGCUGGAAGUGGAGACGGUGAUAAAAACAGGUCGGCAGAUUGUGCAGAAACAGCAGACAGAAAAUCCCAAAGCGAUGGAUGAACAGCUUACUGCUCUGAAACUGCUCUACAAUGACCUGGGGGCUCAGGUAACCGAGGGGAAGCAGGAUUUGGAGAAAGCUCUGUCCCUGUCUCAGAAGUUCCAGAAAGACAGUGCAUCACUGCAGGACUGGUUGGCCAUAAAUGAGAUCCAGCUCCAAAAGAAAAACAGCUUCGGAGACAUGCCUGCUGACAUUGAUGCUGAGAUUGCGUGGGCAAAUGGCCUGCUGAAGGAGUCGGAGCAUCGGAAGGCAGAUCUGUCCAGCCUGAUGGAGGCCAGUGCCGGUCUCCAGGCUCUGGUGGAGGGCAGCGAGGCUCAGCUGGAGGGCAAGCUGUGUGGCCUCAAUGAGGCCUGGGACCGUGUCCACACCUGGACCGAAGACUGGCUCAGCAAUGUUCUGAGUCAUCAGAACGAGGUGGAGAUUUUUGAUGAGAACUUGGCUCACAUCAGCACCUGGCUCUACCAGACCCAGAUCCACCUGGAUGAGGCUGAGAGGCUGGCCCCCGCCGAGAGAGAAAACAUGUUGAAGACCAUGCUGGAGGAGCUGGAGGACAUCAGUCUACGUGUGGACAAUGUGAGGGACCAAGCUAUCAUCCUGAUGACCAGCAGGGGCCCGGCCUGCAGAGAAGUGGUGGAACCAAAACUUGCUGAGCUGAAUUGUAAUUUUGACAAAGUUUCCCAUCACGUCAAAACUGCCAAGAUGAUGGCCAGCCUGGAGUCAGGAGGUGUUGAAAUGAAUCAGCAGGAACCUCAGCCGGUUACUCACAUUCAGGAGAUCCAAUCAGAAAGUCAGAAGCACGUUGUUAAAACGUUGGUCCCCACUGAGAUAAAGGUCCUUCAGGCAGAGCUUCAGGACACACUUAGGGCUCUGCAGCAGGACCCAGUCAGCAUCCAUGACGAUGACAAGAUGGAUGAGGAGAAAGCCAGCGUAGAAGACUUGCUGAGACGGGGAGAAGAGCUGCUGCAGCAAACCCCUGAUGAGGGCCAAAGGGAGGAGUUGAGAGUUAUGCUGCUCCGGCUGCAGAGCCAAUAUUCUGCUCACAGGGAGAUGUCAGCACCAGGUCAGAGCAGCUCAGUGAAUCCCUCUGACUACCUGUUGGAGAUCAACAAAGUUCUUCUUGCUAUGGCCGACAAUGAGCUGCUUCUGAACUCCUCCGAGCUCUGCGGGGGCCUGUAUGAGGACUUUUCCAGCCAGGAGGACACGCUCAGGAAUAUUAAGGAGAAUCUGGAGCGCGUCGGUGAGCAGGUCACAGGGAUCCAUGAGCGCCAGCCUGAUGCCAUCCGAGAGGCCUCUCCUGCUGAGGUGGCCCAAAUGGGGGACGCCCUCACACAGCUCAAUGCCGAGUGGGACCGCCUGAAUCGCAUGUACGAUGAGCGCAAAGGGAGUUUUGAUUGUGCGGUAGAGGAGUGGGGGCGGUUUCACUGUGACUUAAAGGACCUCACUCAGUGGCUGACAGACACAGAAAUGUUACUGUCAGAGAGCAUUGGCCCUGACGGUCAGCUGGACCUGGAAUCUGCACAACAUCAUCAGGAGGAGCUGGAAGAGGGCGUCUCCAGCCACCAGCCUGUCCUGUUUGGCCUGAACCGCACCGGGGAGCAAAUCAUCGGGAAACUUUCAUCUCCUGACGGGUCCCUGCUUACAGAGAAGCUGGAAGUUCUUGGUCAGCGUUGGAGAGCUGUCAACCACCAGGUGUUAGACAGGCAGCGCAGGAUGGCUGGAGGGGACCCCGCCCUGUCAGAGCUGGUGAGAAGGCGUGAGGAGCUCACUGUGUGGCUGGAGCAGGCGGAAAGCGCUGUUAGCUCCCUCCCUGUUUCGGCCACUGACAAAAACCUCAAAGAACUUAAGGCCCUGGCUGAGGAAAUGGACACUCAGAAUGAACGACUUGGUUGGGUGAACAAGCAUGCUCCCAAGAUCUUAGCAAAUGCCAGUGUGAGGCCCCAGAGCAGAGACCAACAUGUUGGAAAACUGAGAGCCAUCAACCUGAAAUGGAGCAAGGUGACCCAGGAAUUACUGGACAAAGUUGGGGAGGUGGAGACCAAUCUGCAGGGUCAUACCCAGUUCCAGGAAAGGAUGAGCAGGCUGACAGACUGGGUUGUUGUCACCCACCAAACAAUCUUGACCCGAGGCUUGAAUCCAGGCCAGGCGCAGGCUCUUGAGGCCUCCAUGAUGGACAGGAAGAAAGACCUGGAGGAUCUGUUGGCUCACUCUAUUGAACUGCAGAAACAGCAGCAGCUGUUGCCUCAGGAAAAGGUUACGAUAGAGCAGCUGGCUACAGAUUGGAAAGCUCUGGACAGCAGACUGAGGGAAUCUCUUCAGCCCUCCGUUUCACCGUGGAUGCAUCACCAACAUGUUGUCCAGCACCAGCAGCUUGUGUCUGCGGUGCCCUCUUCCGUUCAGAUGGGAAGUUUGGUGAGUGAGGACCCUUACCAUCAAACCCCACACACACUGGACACCGUGGCUCCCAAAGACCUCAACCAAACCGCCACCGAACUGGCCGACUGGCUUCUGCUUAUCACCCAGAUGCUCAAAUCUAAUAUAGUCACUGUAGGGGACACAAAGGAAAUCCGGACCACAAUAGGACGCCUCCAGGUUACAAAGUGCGACCUGGAGCAGCGUCAUUCCCAGCUAGAGGACAUUUUCACCUUGGCACAGAACAUCAAAAACAAGACCUCCGAUCUGGAUAUUCGCACAUCCAUUACAGAGAAAUGUGUGUACAAAAUAGUGGAGCGAGUACGCAGCCAGUGGGACAGCACACAGCACGGCGUCGAGGCCCGCCUCCAGCAGCUGGAUAACAUGAUUGGCCACAGCAAUCAGUGGGAAGAGCAGAGAAAAGAGGUGAAGGCCAUGAUUGGACAUCACGAAGGACGUCUCCACACCCUUCUUCAGCGUCCCAAAGAUCCCCUUACUAAACAGCUUGAAGACAGUAAGGAAUUUCUUCUAUCUCUGGGUCGAGGCCAAGCUACCGUCGCAGCCUUUAAUGAGCUGUCCAGUCACCUUUUACGAGAAUAUUCCACCGACGACACCAGGAGGAUCAAAGAAGUCGCAGAGAGGCAGGCUGCCAACUGGAACAGCAUCAACAAUAGGGCGAGUGAUCGUCACUUGCAGUUGGAUGGUGAGCUGAAAGGGGUUCAGGCGUCUCUCAGGGAGCUGGAGUCCUUCCUCAGAUGGCUCCAGGAGGCUGAAACUACAGUCAAUGUCCUGGCUGACGCUUCACAGAGGGAAGACCUGUCUCAGGACUCCGCCCAUGCGAAGGAGCUGAGGCGGCAACUAGAGGUAGGGAUGGAAAUGACAGAGGAGCUGGGAUGCAUGUCUCAGCAGCUGAAUCAGAGCCUGUGGUUUGUGUGUGUGUGUGUGUGUGUGUGUGUGUGUGUGUGUGUGUGCGUGUGUGAGCUCAGCUUUUUGUCUGUGAGUCGCUUCUCACUUGUCAUUUACCCAGACAUUCCCUUUGGGAUCACCUCAUGCUUCAUGUAA
This is a messenger RNA of Menidia menidia (Atlantic silverside), 8181 nucleotides long. The record is from the annotation of a GenBank genome assembly. Lineage: Eukaryota; Metazoa; Chordata; Actinopteri; Atheriniformes; Atherinopsidae.